This is a messenger RNA of Aricia agestis (brown argus), 3676 nucleotides long. RefSeq names its product alpha-actinin, sarcomeric (gene Actn). Gene Ontology annotation, biological process: muscle cell development; actin cytoskeleton organization. The record is from RefSeq and is a predicted model, not a curated record. The transcript has 19 exons. The coding region runs from base 131 to 2830 and encodes 899 amino acids. Gene Ontology annotation, cellular component: cortical actin cytoskeleton; cell junction; Z disc. NCBI's taxonomy places the organism in Eukaryota, Metazoa, Arthropoda, Insecta, Lepidoptera, Lycaenidae. Gene Ontology annotation, molecular function: calcium ion binding; actin filament binding.
UAGUGCGCCAGUCGUCUUGCAGCAGGCGUGCGGCCGGCUGCUUGUUGCAGUGCGUGGAGCGAACUAACACACACGAGUUCGCGGUCAUAGGCUCGAACGAACACCGAAAUCGACGGUCAGUGCGGUGACCAUGAUGAUGGACAACGGGGUGAUGAACAACUAUGACGGGGUUUACGGGGACGGGUAUAUGGAGCAGGAGGAGGAGUGGGAGCGCGAGGGUCUCCUAGACCCGGCAUGGGAGAAGCAACAGAAAAAGACCUUCACAGCAUGGUGCAACAGUCACCUGAGGAAAGCUGGCACUGGCAUCGAAAACAUCGACGAGGACUUUCGCAACGGUCUCAAGCUGAUGCUGUUGCUUGAAGUCAUCUCCGGCGAGACCCUGCCUAAGCCUGACCGCGGAAAGAUGCGCUUCCACAAGAUCGCCAACGUCAACAAGGCACUCGACUUCAUCGCCUCAAAAGGUGUAAAGCUGGUAUCCAUUGGUGCUGAAGAGAUAGUUGACGGCAACCUGAAGAUGACUCUCGGUAUGAUCUGGACCAUCAUUCUCCGUUUCGCCAUCCAAGACAUCUCAGUUGAAGAAAUGACCGCCAAGGAAGGUCUUCUCCUCUGGUGCCAACGCAAGACCGCGCCAUACAAGAACGUGAACGUCCAGAACUUCCAUCUGUCCUUCAAGGAUGGUCUGGCCUUCUGUGCCCUCAUCCACAGGCACAGGCCUGACCUGAUCGACUACAGCAAACUGUCUAAGGACAACCCAUUGGAGAACCUGAACACAGCCUUCGACGUGGCCGAGAAGUAUCUGGACAUCCCCCGCAUGUUGGACCCUGAUGAUCUGCAGAACACAGCGCUGCCUGACGAGAGGGCUGUUAUGACCUACGUCUCCUCUUACUACCAUUGCUUCUCUGGAGCGCAAAAGGCUGAGACGGCCGCCAACCGCAUCUGCAAAGUUCUCAAGGUCAACCAAGAGAACGAACGCCUUAUGGAAGAGUACGAGCGUCUUGCCAGCGAUUUACUGGACUGGAUCAGGCGUACCAUGCCCUGGCUGAACAGCCGCCAGACCGACAACUCGCUCGCCGGCUGCCAGAAGAAACUGGAAGACUACCGUACUUACAGGCGUAAACAUAAGCCACCACGUGUGGAACAGAAGGCCAAGUUGGAGACCAACUUCAACACGCUGCAGACCAAACUGCGCCUGAGCAACCGCCCCGCGUACAUGCCCACAGAAGGCAAGAUGGUGUCUGACAUCGCUCAGGCGUGGAAGGGUCUAGAAGUGGCUGAGAAGGCCUUCGAAGAGUGGCUACUGAGCGAGAUGAUGCGCCUCGAGCGCCUGGAGUACCUCGCCCAGAAGUUCAAGCACAAGGCUGACAUCCACGAGGACUGGACUAGAGGCAAGGAGGAGAUGCUCCAGUCGCAGGACUUCCGCCAGUGCAAGUUAAACGACAUCAAGGCGCUGAAGAAGAAGCACGAGGCGUUCGAGUCCGACCUCGCCGCGCACCAGGACCGCGUAGAGCAGAUCGCCGCCAUCGCGCAGGAGCUCAACACGUUGGAAUACCACGAGGUGGGUGCAGUGAACGCUCGCUGCCAGCGCAUUUGCGCGCAGUGGGAUCGCCUGGGCGCGCUGACGCAGCGACGCCGCGCCGCACUCGACGACGCGGAGCGCGUGUUGGAGCAGAUAGAUCUGCUGCACCUCGAGUUCGCGAAACGCGCCGCGCCAUUCAACAACUGGCUGGACGGCACCCGCGAGGACUUAGUGGACAUGUUCAUCGUCCACACCAUCGAGGAGAUCUCCGGCCUCAUGGACGCCCACGCCCGCUUCAAGGCCACGCUGGGCGAGGCCGACAAGGAAUACCAGGCCAUAGUCAAUCUCGUCCACCAAGUGGAGUCCAUCGUCAAACAGCACCAGAUCCCCGGAGGACUGGAGAACCCCUACACUACGCUCACUGCACACGAGCUGAACCGCAAAUGGGGCGACGUGCGCGCUCUCGUCCCGCAGCGCGACGGCACCCUGGCCGCGGAGCUCCGCAAACAACAGAACAACGAGUCCCUGCGCCGCCAGUUCGCCGAGAAGGCUAACGCUGUCGGGCCCUGGAUCGAGCGCCAGAUGGACGCCGUCACCGCUAUUGGCAUGGGCUUACAGGGCUCGCUGGAAGACCAGCUGCACCGACUCAAGGAAUACGAGGCGGGCGUGUACGCGUACAAGCCGCACAUCGAGGAGCUCGAGCGCAUCCACCAGGCCGUGCAGGAGGGCAUGAUCUUCGAAAACAGAUAUUCCCAAUACACAAUGGAGACGCUGCGCGUGGGCUGGGAGCAACUGCUCACCUCUAUCAACCGCACCAUCAACGAGGUGGAGAACCAGAUCCUGACGCGCGACUCCAAGGGCAUCACGCACGAACAGCUCACCGAGUUCCGCUCCUCGUUCAACCACUUCGACAAAAACCGCACUGGCCGCUUAGCACCAGAAGAACUGAAGUCUUGUUUGGUAUCAUUGGGAUACAGCAUCGGCAAGGACAGACAAGGAGAGCUGGACUUCCAACGUAUCUUAGCCGUUGUCGAUCCUAACAACACUGGUUAUGUAUCCUUCGACGCAUUCUUGGACUUUAUGACGAGGGAGUCUACAGACACCGACACAGCGGAACAAGUCAUCGACAGCUUUAGGAUCUUAGCUGGAGACAAGCCAUACAUAACCGCGGAGGAGCUGAGGCGCGAACUGCCCCCAGACCAGGCGGAGUACUGCGUGGCGCGCAUGCCCCCCUACCGCGGACCCAACGCGCCACCACACGCGCUCGACUACAUGGCAUUCUCCACCGCGCUCUACGGCGAAACCGACCUCUAGGUCAAUAAGUCGUCACAUCAGAAGAAGAUCCAGAUGGAUGGGACUCAGUACGCUCGGAAGACCAAAUAAGCUUGUUGGACCAGAACAACUCAAAAACGGUGCCCUACAGCGGCAUGGCGUCAAAAUUACUUCCCUUAUAUUGACCGCUCAAUCGCCCUAACGGCCAAUAUAAAGAGAAAAAUUUUGUGAAUUUUAUCACACUUUUAAAUAAAAUGUGCAAUGUUUAAACCAAAAAAUUUCAUCGUACCGUACAGUACUUAUUCGAAUAUUUGGCUCAACUCAAAAAUAAUAUAUCUCUACAUUAUUUAUACUUUAGAUCUAGGUAUUUUAAUAUUUUAUAUAAAAUCGUCAAAGGGAGUCACAAAACGUUAAUUUAUAAGUUGAAAUGGUGCUAUGUUAGGCUCCGCUAAUGUCACACACCAAAAGAGAAGACUCAUUCAUUGUGAGAAUGUUUUUGUUAUUUUUAUUUUUAAGCAAAUAUUAUUUAUAUUUCUUCGUUUUUAAUACUGCCAUUAGUAAUUAUACUUUGACGGUAUGUUCACACUUAGUUGGCAAAUUUUAUCGUUGCGGGAGUAUCAAGAUCUUGUGUAAAAUGUUGCCAUACUACCUGCAUCUAUUUAUUUAUCAUUCAAAUGCCAUUUUUAUAUGAUAUUCGUUUGUGGGAGUAUUUGGUAUGAGUACUCUAAAUAAAUGAUCUGCCAUAUUUGUCUUUUAUUAAUGACUGUAUUGUUAAUCCGACAAUUAUAUUAGGAGGAAGAAGUGGAAAGUAGGAUAAGAAUGAAUUAUGUGCCCAAAAAGUAUACUAACUCGAAUGUACAGCUAAUUUAAUAAAAGCUAUAAAAUAAA